AUGGGUCACACUUAUCUUGCCCGAUUUCAUGAAUUUGCCGAUGCCGCUGAAGUAGACGGCCUACAAGCUGUCAAUCGCUGGCGUGUGGAACAGCAAGCAGAGUGGAAUAGAGUGUCGAACACGCUCGCGUUCCUCGCCACUAUGAGUGCGGCUAUCCUCGCGAUUUCACCACCCGCUCCCCCUCUCGCUUUCUCUGUUUGGCUGGGAGCAGCUGGGUUGAGCGUCUGCGGUCUUUUCAUUGUUCAGUACUUUCCUAUCCAGGCGUUCUCUAUUUCGGACGAGGACAUGGCAGAGCUAGUGAAAGGUUGCAAUUACAUCAACCCAACUUUUCUUGCGAUUGCGGUCGCCAGCCCUGUCAUAUUCGCCCUCUGGUCAUCUAUUCUGUUUGCCGUUGGCAUUGUCGAUUACAUUAUUGAGAAUACUCAUGGCAAACCGCGGUUCAUGCUACUCUCGCUUGUACCAGUCGCUAUCGGUUUCAUGGCAAGCGCAGCCGUCAUGGCCAUCGCCAGCAUCAUUGGGCAACGUGUUCAAGCCCGUUAUAAGGGAAGGCCACGCCACAGGUGGCAUGGCUUACCGCGCAAUGAUGGAAACGAAAGUGUAUCGAACUCGACACGGACGGGCGCGGGCGCCUGA
This is a messenger RNA of Suillus plorans, 633 nucleotides long. RefSeq lists its product as uncharacterized. The record is from RefSeq and is a predicted model, not a curated record. The transcript has 4 exons. The coding region runs from base 1 to 633 and encodes 210 amino acids. Lineage: Eukaryota; Fungi; Basidiomycota; Agaricomycetes; Boletales; Suillaceae.